Molecule: messenger RNA, 477 nt
Organism: Fomitiporia mediterranea MF3/22
Lineage: Eukaryota; Fungi; Basidiomycota; Agaricomycetes; Hymenochaetales; Hymenochaetaceae
Exons: 2
Coding region: 1-477 (158 amino acids)
Source: RefSeq, a predicted model, not a curated record
AUGCACAGCGUACGGGUACGGUUGAGAGUCGAGGACGACGGGUGCAAAAGCGAGAGCACAAGUGAGUCAAGCGACGACGAAUACGAGGAUGGGGAGAAAUCCGGCUCACCUGACGGGUCUUUAUAUGUUUUUGUGUUCUGGCAGCGAGCUAGUCUGAAUGAUGCUUGUGCUGAGUCUCCGAUGCAGUUGACGAAAAGAAACGCGCCAGAUUCAAUUUCAGAUCCAAGAUUGUUCAUACACGGGCGAGCUCCCCGGGGUCCCAAGGGUUGCCGGCCCCCGGAUAGCUCGAAAGGCCUCCGACCGGAUGUUUCCCGGCUCUUGGCCCGACACGGAAGUUGUCGUGUCGCAAAUGAAUCCGUCCAUUCUGUAUGCGGGGAAACGCUGCGAAGCUCGGGUGUCGACGCGGUCUUACGGCUCGCUUUCAUGCAUGCAAGAUUCCGCAUCGCAUCGCACUCCCGCCUUACUUCUCGACCAUAA